ACAGGUGAAAAAUCAAGAACCAUGGUUUUAAAUACUAAUUAAUGUUAAAUACCAUAUACACUGUUACAAAAUCAAAUGCAAACAGAAAAAAAAAAUAAUAAGCUGUCCUAGUCAGUACAUUUGAUAUUUCAGCUAAGGGACCUUUUGUGAAUAAGUUUUUUGAUUGUGAAUAUACAGUUAUUUGUUACUUUACUCAUAACGAAAUUCAGAUGCAGGUUUCAGUACAGUGAAAGCUGUAAAUUACACAAUUUGAUUGCAUGCUUCAGUACAGUUACAGAAUUCAGGCGAGAUUUCAGGACAGUGACCAAUGUGUACUAGAGAAUUCAGGUGCGGUUUCUGUCCAGUGAUCAUUGUUUAUUACAGAAUUCAGUUGCAGGUUUGAGUACAGUGAAGAAUUUUGGGGCAGAUUUCAGUCAAGUGAACAGUGUUUAUUACAGAAUUCAGGUGCAGGUUUCAGUACAUUGAAUACAGUUUAUAUACAGAUUUCAGGUGCAGAUUUCAAAACAGUCUGAGUGUAGUUUAUUUACAGUUUUCAGUGCAAGUUUCAGUACAGUGAACAUUGUAUAUUACAGAAUUCAGCUGCAGGUUUCAGUAUAGUGAACCAGACACCAUUGAACCAGCUAACUGAAGUAUGGUACUGACGCAGAUGACCAGAUGUUAACUUUUGGUGAUUUAACCUAGACAGCUAGUACAGCAUGGUAUCAUCCAAGGUUCUACACUACAUUUGGGAAUACAGUACAUACCAAUGGCUUCUUCUUGUCACCUGUGACACAGCUGGCACCACGAGCAAUAAAGAAUAUCACCAUUCUAAGUGCCAUACAACCCACCACCUCUCUGUCAGCGUCCAAUGGGUCUGCCUUCACCAGUACUGCCUCGAUGAACAACCUACAACUGCUGUACCUCAACAACAACUGCAACCAGUAUUCUCAAUAACAACAUUGCAUGAGAAACCUCAAAAUAUGCACAUCAUCAAACCUAGUCCUAAUGCGUUGUGGUAAGUGUGAUCUCCAGUUUCACAGGAAGCCGCACUGCAUUGGAGAUGAUUUUGCAAGGUCUGAGUUGGACGUUAUAAUUUGCAAAAGAUGGAAUAAUAAUGUGGAGUAAAAUAAGACCAGCACGGAUAACCCAAUGGCAAAUGGAGUUUAUGCAUUUCUGCAGCAUAUGUGAUGUUUCAUGUUUCUACCUCUGCAGUUACUAUAUUUCAGUCCCGAGAUCAUUAAUUUCCUGUUCUAUUUUUUGGCAAUGUUUCAUCAUUGCAGUAGCAUUAGAUACAAAGUGUUUCUUCAUACUGGUACACUCAGCUUUUUAAUAUAGACUUGUUUAGCAUUUGCUCGCACAUGGUAGUGACGUCAUUAAUUUUGAAACAACUUGUAUAAAGGUAUUUAUGUAAUACUGUACAUUUUAACACAUUCCGAAGAAAACACACACAACAACUUUUAUUGUAAAUUUGUUUACAAAUAAUUGGUGACAUUUUAGUAGAAUAACACUAGGCGAUGCACCAUAUCAAAUAUCAAAUGCCUAGAUCUUUCACUUUCAGAUGAAAAGAAUUAUUUCUAGUAUAUAAUUCCAGAUUCGGGGGUAUUUGUCCUCUUCAGUGACAGCUCUAGUUGAUCGUGGAUUAAUUAAUGGACAAGUACUUAAAUUAAACAUGUAGUCAAAAUAUAUAGUUUGUUCAUUUUUGAGCUAAUAAUAUAUGUAACGUAUCAUUUGAUAAAUGUAACGAAAGUUUCAGUUUACUGUAAGUACAGUAUUGGGAAUCGUUUUCUUCAGAAAGGUAUGCUAUGUUAUUUUAAUGAUGAAUUGAACUUUA
Mercenaria mercenaria is the source of this 1810-nucleotide messenger RNA. RefSeq lists its product as uncharacterized. Lineage: Eukaryota; Metazoa; Mollusca; Bivalvia; Venerida; Veneridae. The coding region runs from base 696 to 998 and encodes 100 amino acids. The transcript is spliced from 3 exons. The record is from RefSeq and is a predicted model, not a curated record.